GUUCCUAACAGCCCUGAUCUACCCCCAAGCUCUUUUGAUUCCCCCACAGUCUUUUCUUGCCAAUUCUGUUUCCUUGUCGUUCGCCUUCUGCCUGACUUGGUUGUCAGACUUCAUUUUCAAAAUGCCCAAGGAGAAGGCUACUCGCAAGACCAAGGGUCGUGGUGUUGAGCGUAAGAAGAAGGACCCCAACGCUCCCAAGCGUGGUCUCUCCGCCUACAUGUUCUUCGCCAACGACAACCGCGAGAAGGUUCGCGAGGAGAACCCUGGUAUCUCCUUCGGUCAGGUUGGUAAGAUGCUCGGAGAGCGGUGGAAGGCCCUGAGCGAUUCGGAGCGCCGCCCCUACGAGGAUAAGGCUGCUGCCGACAAGAAGCGUUACGAAGACGAGAAGGCCAGCUACAACGCUGCCGCCGAAGAGGAUGAGGAGUCCUCUUAAAGCUCCCCAAUCCCCUAGGUCUUAUUGCGUGGACCCAACGGCGUUUGUGUCUUUUCUCGUGUGACGUGUAUUUGUGGCUUUCUAUAUUCUAUUAUCUAUUCAACGGCUUCUGGUACGGAUGACGGUGGUGGUUUCCUCUCCUUGCUUUUCUGUUCAUGAAGGAUAUCAAUGGGAAAUGU
Molecule: messenger RNA, 612 nt
Organism: Aspergillus aculeatinus CBS 121060
Lineage: Eukaryota; Fungi; Ascomycota; Eurotiomycetes; Eurotiales; Aspergillaceae
Gene: nhp6
Product: high-mobility group nucleosome-binding protein
Exons: 5
Coding region: 122-433 (103 amino acids)
Source: RefSeq, a predicted model, not a curated record